Molecule: messenger RNA, 714 nt
Organism: Cyclocybe aegerita
Lineage: Eukaryota; Fungi; Basidiomycota; Agaricomycetes; Agaricales; Hemipholiotaceae
Source: the annotation of a GenBank genome assembly
UGCCUUCCUGGUUCUCAUCUGAAUCCUCUCGUACCCGAGACGGCGCUGACGACUCACCCAACGUCAGUGUCGUCUCCGAUCCGUCUCUUAUCUCUGGAAGAGACAGAUGGGAGAGUGGCAGACCUACGCUGUACACGUUCACGCCGACGGCGGGGAGCGCGGUCACUCUUCUGCCACCGCCAGGCGCGCCGGCUGACGUGCCGCGCUUCCACAUCGUCAUCACUCAGAACGUGUUCAACCCGCUUGUGCAUCGUACGACGGUGUAUCGAGGGGAAGCUGAGGGAAGGAGUGUCGUCGGCUGCUUCGAGAUGGGAUUAUCGAACCUCCCAGCACACGUGCGCAUCCAUGGACGAGACACGCCGAUAAAGACGAUGCUGGACAAGUUCGGCUUUCGCGAUUCGGGCGAUUAUACAUGGACGCCUCCGUACCGACCAACUUCCCACUUGGUCUGGGACUAUGGAAGCACACCCAUCACCGGCAAAUCCAAAAAUCCUCAAACCGGAAAAAUCGUGCUCGCGACCUACACACCCGAUAAAUGGCUCACGGAGCCGAAGGAGGGCGGUAGUGUCGAGGAGGAGAUGUCGUUGUCGAUACUAGAGGUCAGCCCUGCUGGACAGGAGCUGAUCGAGGAUGUCUUGAUUUCCUUGCUUAUUUGCGAGCGGAAGAGGAUGGCACCGGGAAAAGACAGCUACACCAAAGCUCUCUUUAAUUAGA